AUGGCUAUAUUUAUCGCCAUGCUUGGAUCUGCAUUGUUCACGUACGCGAGCUUGAGCAGCUUCAAAUGGAAAUCCAAGAUCACGCCGACAGUGGUGAAGCACUGCCAAGCCGACGAGACAGUGAGUUCGUUGCUUGCGCAAAACCCCUCGCUGAGUCCAGAGGAAGCCUCAAUCAAAUUGUUUGGCAAGAAGGAGAAGACUGGGCAGCCAUCCAGCGAGGCCGACCACGAACUGAGCCCCGCAUCGGCCCAAGACCUUAAGCAAGCCCUCAGUUGUGGGAGAUGGGGACCGACACAACCUGGGGAGCUGUUUCUUCGUGUGUACCAUGACGUUCUAUGCUGCCUGGAUGCUGAUCCGUUGAGCGGCGUGGUGUCGCCAGCACUCAUUGGCACGCAUGGCUCCAUACCGCUGAGCGUCAUCGCACCCCUAGUCGACUUGGUCCGACACAUGUCAAAUGUCAUCGUGAGAGCGAGGAGAGAGGUUCUUUUCGCGUCAUGUUCUUGGUCGCCAUCGGAUGCCGUAGACCUCAUUAGCGAUGCACUCAAAGAGUUGUCUCGAAGAGCAGGGGUCAGAGGCGACCGAGUUGUCGUGAAGAUCAUUUUCGACAAGGCUGGCGUAAAGCAAUUCGUCAACAACCACCAGAAGGUCCCGGUAGAGGUCUAUUCUGGAGAGAAGAUAAAUCUUCCGCACCCAGAUGAGAUUCCGAACCUGGACCUCGAAGUCUCCAGUCUACAUGUGCCUCUUCUCGGCACUCUUCACGCAAAAUUCAUGGUGGUCGACAGAGAAAUCGGCAUCGUCGAGAGCAACAAUAUGGAGAAUAAUGCCAACGUGGAGAUGAUGACGCAUUUGGAGGGACCAGUUGUUGAUUCGCUCUACGACUCCUUCCUAGUCACCUGGCACGAUGCACUGGAUCCACCCUUGCCAACCCACAAUUCCCCAGCAGCCUUGGGCGGAUUCAGUACAUGGAAUGAGCCUUCCUUCCAGAGACUGUUUGCCUCGAAUGAUCAACAUGUGCACCCCGACCAGGCUGAUGCACGUGAGCAACAAGCAAUCGUACAGGACGGCAACGAAGCGAAGAAGCAUCUGGCGCCGCACAAUCCUGGCGACCCCCAUUACGAUGACACCAUAGCAGCAGAGAUCGCUCGAGUACAGGCCAUGUACUCUCCUAGGCCCGGUGAAAGUCGUGUCUCGGCCAUCAACAGACAUCUAAAUGACACGAGCAAGAGCAACGCUGAACCUACCGGCCCAGAACCAGAGCCUGGAACCGAGUUCACCCCUUACAUUGCUCAUCCGAAAGAAGACAUACCAAUGGCACUAGUCCCACGGCGACCUCACGGCUCACCAAACAACGCCGAUGCCUUUGUUCCACAGAACGAAGCAUUCCUCUCGUGCAUCCGCAACGCCAAGCAGUCAAUCUUCAUCCAAACACCCAAUCUCAAUUCCCACCAUCUUCUUCCCGCUCUCGCUGCGGCAGUCAGACGUGGCGUUGACAUCACAUACUACGUCUGCCUCGGUUACAACGACGCCGGCGAGAUGAUGCCAGGUCAAGGUGGCAUAAAUGAAGCCUUCGCCGCAAAGCUGUACAAGGAACUGUCCUUGCAAGAGCGCACUCUGUUGCACGUCCACUGGUAUACCGCCAAAGACCAGUCGAAACCAAUACACCACCAAUUCAGUCAGCGAGCUUGCCACGUCAAACUCCUCAUUGCCGACAGUCGCGUCGGCAUUCAAGGCUCCGGCAACCAAGACACGCAGAGUUGGUAUCACUCACAGGAGAUCAAUGUCAUGAUUGACUCGGAAGCAACAUGCAGGAAGUGGCGUGAGGGGAUCGAGCGGAAUCAGAAUACCCUAACAUAUGGGAGAGGAAGUCCGGAAGACGGAGUGUGGCGAGAUGAUCAAGGGCAUGAGGCAGAAGGAGCGACGAAGCCGUCAGCGCCGCCUGUGAGCUGGGUCAAGGGCGCUGUUGGCAUGGCGAAGAAGCUGCAGGCAAAGGGCGGUUUCUGAAGGCUGGAUCGGUAUUCUCUGGUGUUAGGGUUAGGCCAGCCGGCGUCUAUUUCGGACUUUGUUAUCUCCAAUCUCUUUAUAGUCUAGAUUGCUUUGGCAAUCCACGCAAUAAUGAUGUCGC
This is a messenger RNA of Mytilinidion resinicola, 2122 nucleotides long. RefSeq lists its product as uncharacterized. The transcript has 2 exons. Gene Ontology annotation, molecular function: catalytic activity. Bases 1 to 2001 code for a protein of 666 amino acids. The record is from RefSeq and is a predicted model, not a curated record. Lineage: Eukaryota; Fungi; Ascomycota; Dothideomycetes; Mytilinidiales; Mytilinidiaceae.